AUGGCGAUGCACUCCUGGCUCGGAACGGGCAAGUCCCUUCAAGCAGGCAUUACAAUCUGCUGCCUCGUCGCAUUCAUUCUCUUUGGUUACGACCAGGGUGUCUUCAGCGGUCUUCUCCAAAACGAGGACUGGAAGGCUCAGUUUGGCGACCCCGACUCGACAGAGACGGGCAUCAUUGUGUCCAGCUACAACUUGGGCUGCCUGACUGGCUGUAUUGUCAACUUUUUCAUUGGCGAAAAACUCGGUCGAAGAAAAACAAUUUGGCUUGCCAUGGCCAUUGUCACAAUUGGCGCCGCCCUCCAAGCUUCUGCCUUUACCGUCGGCCACCUCAUUGUCGGGCGCGUCAUCACCGGCGUUGGCACCGGAAUCAAAACCUCAACUGUUCCCCCGUACCAGGCCGAGCUUUGUGAUAAAAGUUCCAGAGGACGACUGGUAUCCGCCGAGGUCCUGUUUGUCGGUGUUGGUAUCGUCGUCGCCUACUGGUUCGACUUUGGUAUGAGCUUCGUCGGAGGCUCCAUUGCCUGGCGUCUGCCUCUUGCUUUCCAGAUUGUCUUCUCGCUCGGUGUCAUUGUCCUCGUUUUUGGAUUGCCCGAGUCACCCCGCUGGCUCUUCAACCACGGCCACGAGGCCGAAGCCAUUGACGUCCUCUGCGCCGUGUACGGGAAGGAUGCUGACGACGAGUACAUCAAGGAGGAGCGGGACGCAAUCAUGGAGGCUAUUGCAAUUGAAAACGCGAGCGAGAAGUCGCUCUCGUUUAUGAGCAUGUUCAAAAAGGAUGACAUUUGCACCCGGUACCGCGUUUUGCUGGCUUGGGGCAUGCAGUUCAUGAACCAAAUUGGCGGUAUCAACUUGGUGGUCUACUACAUCACCAUCGUUUUGACGAACAAUGUCGGGAUGAGCCCUCAGCUUGCCCAGAUUCUCGGAGGUUGCAUCAACACCAUGUUCAUCAUCGGCUCCAUCGGCCCCACGAUAGCUCUCGAUCGUAUGGGUCGCAGAAAGACAAUGAUGUUGGGAAGUUUUGGUCUUGCAGUGUGCAUGGCCUUCAUUUCUGGGUUGCUCUCACAAGCACCCAAGGGCGACGACUCGAUGCGCGCAAAGGGAUUCGCCGCUGCGUCUGUGGCAUUCUUCUUCUUGUACAUGCUCAUCUUUGGUGGAUCAGCAAACUGUGUGCCUUGGGUCUAUGUGGCCGAAAUCGUACCACUCGCAGCAAGAACUCGUGGUGCAGCAAUUGGCGUAAGCUCCAACUGGCUUUGGAACUUUACGAUUGUCAUGAUUACGCCCAUUGUCAUUGAGCGUUUGCAGUGGAAGGCGUAUCUCAUCUUUGUCAUCACCAACUUGCUAUUUGUACCGCUCGUGUACUUCUUCUACCCCGAGACCAGUAAUAUUGGUCUAGAGGACAUUGACAAAAUCUUUACUGCCGGCGGUAACCCAGUGACUGUCUCGUUACAGAUGGCUGCUGAACACAAGAAGCUGCGAAAGAGUGGCUUGAGCGAUGUAGAAUCCAACAAGAGCGACGGCAAGGAAAGGUCCAACGUGGAAAUGGUCGAGCACGCGUAGACAUACGAAUUACGAAUUUUUGGUUUUAUGUUGAAAGUAUACCCAAAUUGCAGCUCGUUAUGAGCUGCUUAGCGCAUGGGUUGGGGGUUUGUUUUGCCAUUAUCAGAAGCUUGUUACCCAAUACAUAAUUUAUUUACCUUUAAUUUCUGGUCAUAUCGUGAGCCCAUGUACUUUUGAUAAAAACAAGAACAAUAACAAUAGCAAGUUAUAAACCCUGAUAGCUGAGACAGAAAUGAGAAGCUUACGCGUAUUGGAAGCUAGAGUGUAGAACUGACGACGCUGAGUGGGUGGCUCGCGGCUUCACCCCCGUAUUUUUCUCGUCAGUCCCAGUUCGGCAGUAGGUCCUAAUUGUAUCGGGAGCGGAUGAUUUCCAAUUACCACUAUCUCGGUAGACUCCGCAAGCGAUUAAAUAUAUGAACUGAUUAAAUAUAUGAGCUACCAGCAGAGAAGUCCACUUUCCCCGUGGGGGGAGCCCAUCAAGCUCUGCGGCUGAGUGGGAAGCGCGCUGUUGGGCAAUCUGGGGUUCUGUGGUUACUGCAGCUAGCCGCGCUGGCUAUCGGUGCUGGGACGAGUAGCGAUCAGCGUUACAGCGUGACAAAAGGCAGCGCGGACCGAGCGCGGCGUGGGAGGCGUCUGAGACCGCGAUGAACGUUGCGCAAGACACCGCCGAGAGAAGCCAUCGCUACCGGCAUGGCUGUAGACUAUUUCAGCCAGCCUGCCACAAUGUGCAUUCGUAUUGGUUCGUUUGGUGACGGACGGAUACGCCACUGGGGAAACGAGGGUGGUGGUGGUCGUCGUCGUCUUGCUAGAGGAGCCAACAAGACAAAGGAGCCAUAGCGCCAAGCACGCAGGCUUAGGUUGCAAUUUAGAUAGCCGCUGCUUACAAGAUGGACAUCUUUUUUCUCGGCCCUCUUUCAAUUUCAAGCAAGCCUUGCGCCAGAAUCGAUAAACUGAACGAGGGCCCAG
Molecule: messenger RNA, 2523 nt
Organism: [Torrubiella] hemipterigena
Lineage: Eukaryota; Fungi; Ascomycota; Sordariomycetes; Hypocreales; Clavicipitaceae
Source: the annotation of a GenBank genome assembly